CUCCUGAAGCCCAACCAAGUCACAUGAAAAAGGAGCCAUAUAGGUGUUCUAAGUAACUGAAAGGCUUUACUACAGUUCACUGAAGGAUUCACACGCCGUAUCUACGUGUCAGGAAUGUUAUGAAUUCUCCUCAACACUGAUCCAGCCUCAAAGGCCGAGAGAAUUCAUUUCCACGUUCUAGAAGUGACUAUGGCUUUAUAGUAAAGUCCAACCCAUGUAUACAUAGGAUACGCCAUUUCAGAAGUUAUUUGGAAUGUGACAAAGGUUUUACAAUGAAGGCAAAACGCGGGAGACCCCAGAAGGUUCACAAUGGAGAGAAGACACAUAGGUGUUCAGAAUGUGAUAAAGCUUUUACAAGGCCGUCAGCGCUUACCAUACAUGAGAGGGUUCACACUGGAGAGAAGCCAUAUCAGUGUUCUGAAUGUGAUAAAGCUUUUACACAGAAGCCAAACCUUAUCAUGCACCAAAGGAUUCACACUGGAGAGAAGCCGUAUCAGUGUUCUGAAUGUGAUAAAGCUUUUAUAAGGAAGGUAGGUCUUAUCAAUCAUGAAAGGAUUCACACAGGAGUAAAGCCAUAUUGGUGUUCUGUAUGUGAUAAAGGUUUUACAAGAAAGGUAUAUCUUACGACACACCAGAGGAUUCACACUGGGGAGAAACCAUAUCAGUGUUCUGAAUGUGACAAAGCUUUUACACAGAAGUCACAUCUUAUCAGUCACCAAAGCAAUCACACCGGAGAGAAGCCAUAUCAGUGCUCUGAAUGUGAUAGGGCUUUUACAACAAAGGUAGAUCUUGCCAUACACCAGAGGAUUCACACCGGAGAGAAGCCAUAUCAAUGUUCUGAAUGUGGCAAAGCUUUUGCAAGGAAGUCAUAUCUUACCACACACCAGAGGGGUCACACUGGAGAGAAGCCAUACCAGUGUUCGGAAUGUGAUCAAGCUUUCACAAAGAAAUCAAAUCUUAUCGCACACCAGAGCAUUCACACUGGAGAGACGCUGUAUCAGUGCUCUGAAUGUAAUAAAAAAUUUACAAGAAAAGAAAACCUUACCAUCCACGAGAUUGUUCACACUGGAGAGAAGCCCUUCCUUUGUUCUGAAUGUGAUCGAGCUUUUGCACGGAAGUCACAUCUUAUCACACACCAGAGGACUCACACUGGAGGGAAGCCAUAUCAAUGUUCUGAAUGUGGUAAAGCUUUUACAUCGAAGUCACACCUUAUCAUACACCAGAGGAUCCACACUGGAGAGAAGCCGUAUCAGUGUUCUGAAUGUGACAAAGCUUUUACAGACAAGGCAAGGCUUCUUAUACAUCAAUGUGAUCACACCGGAGAAAAACGUUAUGUGUGUUCUGAAUGUGAUAAAGCUUUUAAAAAGAAGUCAAUCCUUAUCGUACACCAGAGGAUCCACACUGGAGAGAAACCAUUUAAGUGUUCUGAAUGUGAUAAAGCUUUUUCAUUGAAGGCAGACCUUAUCAGACACCAGAAGGUCCACACUGGGGAGAAGCCAUAUCAAUGCUCUGAAUGUGAUAAAGCUUAUAUAGGGAAAAGGGAUCUUAUCAUACACCAGAGGAGCCACACUGGAGAUAAGCCCUUUCAAUGUUCCGAAUGUCAUAAAGCUUUUCCAGUGAAGUCGGCUCUAAUCAGACACCAGAUGGGUCACACUGGAGAUAAACCCUAUCAAUGUUCUGAAUGUGAUAAAGCUUUUAAAGUGAAGGAAAAGCUGAUCAUACACCAAAGGGUUCACACUGGAGAGAAGCCACAUCUAUGUUCCGAAUGUCUCAAAGUUUUUAGAAGCCACUCAAACCUUAUCCAACACCGGAAGAUUCACAAUCGUUGUCAGUAGAGAGGAA
This is a messenger RNA of Rana temporaria (common frog), 1842 nucleotides long. RefSeq names its product zinc finger protein 585A-like. The record is from RefSeq and is a predicted model, not a curated record. The transcript has a single exon. Lineage: Eukaryota; Metazoa; Chordata; Amphibia; Anura; Ranidae. Bases 273 to 1835 code for a protein of 520 amino acids.